Drosophila serrata is the source of this 2764-nucleotide messenger RNA. It is a transcript of the gene eIF2A, whose product is annotated as eukaryotic translation initiation factor 2A. Gene Ontology annotation, biological process: translational initiation. Lineage: Eukaryota; Metazoa; Arthropoda; Insecta; Diptera; Drosophilidae. The record is from RefSeq and is a predicted model, not a curated record. Gene Ontology annotation, cellular component: cytosolic small ribosomal subunit. Gene Ontology annotation, molecular function: translation initiation factor activity; tRNA binding; protein binding.
UACUAAAAUGUUUUUAAAUUCACGUAGAGCAGAAAUUUUGUUGCAGUUCUAAAUACGUUUGGUUUGGUUUGGUUGAUUGUUAAACGUGUCGUUGUCGCGCAAAUGCAUGUUGACCAUCGCUCGUUGACACACCGAGUGCUCGACAGACCAGUGUAGCCACAGAAGGAUACACAUCUGUUAACCAACACUAGACAUCUGCAGCAGAACAAGGCAGACAACAAAUAUAUUAGCCAUAUUAUAGGAACACCGACAACGUGAUUGAAAAAGAGCUGAAAAACCUUGAUACUCUAAAUUGGACCGACGGCAACAACAAUUGACAGAUAACAACAACAACAACAGCGGCCAGCGUGUGUGCGUUCCCCUGGGUGUGUGUGCGUGCGUGUGAGAUUGGAAGACAAUGGCUGCAGCUGCGGAUCUGGUUGUUCCUACCCUUGCCAUUCGCUCUAGCGUGGCCGUGGAGUUGUGGUCGUCGGCGGGCUCCAAGCAGCCGUAUGAGCACAAGGACCACUUGCCGCGCGAGGAGACGAAGAGCUCCCGCUCGAUCUGCUUCAGCCCCGACGGCCGGUACUUUGCGUACUCCAACGGUCAGGCGGUCAAGGUGCUCGAGGCGAGCAGGGAUAGCGCUGCCAGCUGGCCAGUGAUUGCCACGCUGCCCCGGCCGAAGGCCUUCUACCUUAACUUCUCGCCACGUGGCCGAUAUCUGUGCACCUGGGAGAACUAUGCCAUCACCAAGGACCGGCCGGAGGGGUCACCCAAUCUGUUAGUCUACGAGGUUGCCACCGGCGAAGAAGUCUUUGCCAUAGUACAGAAGAACCAGACUGACUGGCAACCGUCAUGGUCGUCGGAUGAGUCCAUCUUUGCCCUGGUCGUCGGCGGAGAGGCUCUGUUCUACGAUCUAGGAGAGGGAGCAGAGAAAGGAUUCACGAGCACCUCGCGCAAGAUUGGCGGCAGUCGCGGCGGUAUGCUUUCGCUGGGACCCGGCAACAGUCCGCCCUUCCUGGCCUUCUACACCCCAGGCGCCAAGGGUGCUCCGUCCAUGUGCAAACUGUACAAGUACCCGGCUCUGGGCCAAAACCAGACGGUUGCGUGCAAGAGCUUCUUCCAGGCCGACCGAGUUGAGAUGCUGUGGAAUAAGCGUGGCAGCGGACUGCUGCUUCUGACCAGCACUGAGGUGGAUAAGAGCGGAGCCUCCUAUUAUGGCAACCAGGCGGUCCACUUCAUGGCCACCAAAGGCGAUACCUGCUCAGUGCCCCUCUCCAAGGAGGGCCCGGUGCACUGUGUCAAGUGGAGUCCCAAGGCCAAUGAGUUUGUGGUCGUCUAUGGAUUUAUGCCCUCCAAGGCGGCCCUCUACAACCUUAAGUGCGAUGUGGUCUUCGACUUUGGCGAGGGGCCUCGGAACUGCGCCUACUUCAAUCCCUUCGGCAGUCUCAUAGUCCUUGCAGGCUUCGGCAAUCUUCCAGGAGCCGUCGAAGUUUGGGAUGUGGCCAAACGCGAAAAGUUGGCAAAUCUAAAGUGCGCCGACACCACAGUCUUUGAGUGGCAUCCCAAUGGCGAGUGGUUUAUCACCGCCACCACGGCUCCCAGGCUGCGGAUAAGCAAUGGCUUCAAGGUUUACCACUACUCUGGAGCACUCCUCCAUGAGACCAUGUGGCCGCAGGGUCAGGAGCUGCUGGGCAUCGAGUGGCAGCAAUUCCCGGACAAGACCUUUAGCGAGCCAAAGAUCACCAAGGCCAAGCACGAAGGCAUCAAGUCAAGCCAGCCAGAGGCCAGCAAGAAGGCCUACACACCGCCCCAUCUGCGAUUGUUGAAGGAGGGAAAGAAUCCGGAACAGUAUCUGCCCCAGCCGAGCAUUCCCGGACUGGCUCCGGCAGCAGCAGGUGGUGCCAACAAUAAGAGGAACAAGAACAAGCCCAGGGGCCCCAAAAAGGAUGUCAACGUAGUGAACGGCGGUGAUGCGGACUCUGCUUCUACAGAUGUAGCUCCUGCUGCAGGUGUGCCGCCAGGUGGUGCCCCAGGCGCUCAGCAAGCGCAACCAGUACCAGUGCCAGCGGCUGGGGAGGAGCAGCGCAGGCAUCACUCGCAGCAGAACACCCCGCGACCAAGAUACCAACAGGAGAACGCCGCUGAUCAGUCACGUAGCCAGGCGCAACAGCAUCCCUAUUCCCCGGGACAGGGGCAGGGACAGGCUAAUGGCCAGAAUAUCAGCGAGAAGGAACGGAAAAUCCGCAGCGUUUCCAAGAAACUUUCUGACAUCAAGAAGCUGAAGCUGCGCCGCAGCCAGGGCGAGAACCUGGAGCUGAACCAACUAAACAAGAUUAAGAUGGAAGCACGGUACCUGGACGAGCUCAAGGCUCUCAAGUUGUCUGCCUAGGGGGGACGGGCGACAAUGAUAACCAAAAGCAUAGCGAUAACGAAGACGACGACGACGGCGGCGACGGCGAGAAGAGAGCGAGAGAGAGACCAAUGUGCGGAUGCGAGGAGUAAUUGCUCUUGUAAUUGUGAUACACACCACCUCUUCUCUGCUCCACUCCACUCAACUCCACUUUCACCACCUCUGUCCCCGUCCCCUUUUCUGCUGUCUUACGCUCAUUUUUUUGCGGUGCGCACUUUGCCGCAAAACAAACAUGGUUCUAGUUAAAAACAUUUUUCUACUAUUUGUGAUUUCUUUACAUUUUUUGGCAAAAGCAAACAACAACUUCCCAAGCAAACAACAAAUUUAUGUACCAAAUUGUGCUACCAAGUAAAUAAAAGGUGUUUCCACAAA